Molecule: messenger RNA, 1858 nt
Organism: Liolophura sinensis
Lineage: Eukaryota; Metazoa; Mollusca; Polyplacophora; Chitonida; Chitonidae
Product: membrane progestin receptor alpha-B-like
Exons: 2
Coding region: 42-1115 (357 amino acids)
Cellular component (GO): membrane
Molecular function (GO): signaling receptor activity
Source: RefSeq, a predicted model, not a curated record
CUUGGAACGUUGUUAUAUGUUUAUGACUCCAGUUACUUCACAUGCUUAAUCUCAUGGUGGCUGUACUAUAUAUCAGUGAUCAGAACAUGAAGGUUAUGCAGGAGUCAGCCUUGCUUCAUUAUGCUAAAGUGUUCCUGGUCACCAAGAACCAGCCCACGCUCAGUCAAGAUGAAGUUUCACUGGUGUUUCAAGAGCCGGGGAUCAAAUCGGGAUAUCGAGUACCCAAUAGGAGCUGGUGCUACUAUCUUACAAGCAUGUUUCAUGUGAACAACGAAACCGUCAAUAUAUGGUCUCACCUGAUAGGUUGCAUAAUAAUGGCGUAUCAGCUUUACUCUUACGCCUGUGAGCAUGAUUUUUGGACCGAUGAUCGCCGGCGGGUCGUCAAUAUCUUCAAUAUGUGCUGUGUUGUUUACACGCUCCUUAGCGCUUUCGCCCACACCAUUCACAGCAAAUCAGACCACAUCCAUUACACCAGUUUUCAGAUGGAUUACGGAGGAGUUGGGUUGUACACAUACGCCACGGCGCUGGUUGGCUUUUAUGUUUCAUGCUCCGACGAAGUCUUUUAUAGCAGUGUGGAGCCAUUUUUUUUGCCCCUAAAUACAUUGUUGGCUUGGUUCUCUUGUUUUAGCUGCAGUCUUGGGAAAUUAUUCUAUUCUCGCCCUUAUCCUUUUAAGAGAAAAUUGUGGAAUCUCUUUUCCGUUGGAGGCCAUGCGGUUCUGUGCUGUUUUGGAUCUCUAAAGAGGUAUUAUAACUGUUUUCUAGACGAUGAAUGCAGCAUGAGUUCCUUGCAGCACCAUUCGGUUUAUCCCAUGUUCUUUUUUGCAUCUAUAUUUUUCUUUUCCAGCCAUCUACCCGAGAGAUUGUUUCCUGGGAGAUUUGAUUUUGUGGGUCAUGGGCAUCAGCUUUUCCACGUCUUUAUCGUAAUAACGUCUUGUCUUCAGCUUUAUGCUGCGGAAUCAGACCUUAACCAUCUCAACGUUAACUUUGUGCGUACCUGGCCCACAUGGUUACACCUGAUAAUGUCGUUGGCUGCUCUUCUUAUUCUAGACUUUUUAACCAUAUUGUUUUUAACCCCUUUUGUCAGACAAAGAAUAGAAAAGGAUAAGCAACAUUAAAGUCAUCAUGAGAAACCCAAUUACAAGUAUAUCAUAAGGCCUGACAGUAAUAUAUUUUUGAUUUAUAGACAUUUUAGUCCCGACACAAUUAUUUAUUUUAUUUUUAUAUAAGAAGCCCAUACAUUCUUGGCAUGCCUGUCCAUAUCUCGCACAUUCACACGCAGGAAAUAGAGACCACCGAGCUCUGCUGCUCGUUGCUGAUCAUGUGCUUCAAACAUCAUAUAUCUGUAGACAUUUUUCUCACUAAUCUAGUACAACGGUCGCUUAUCGAACAUCCAACCCGAAUUCAUUUUAUGGGCUACUUUUUAUAUUCUAUUAUUUUGUGGACAACUUGUGUGAGUGUUUUCUACCUCAUCCGAAUUGCUUUGAAAAACUUGUAUAGUUAGCACGGUAUAAGACGAAUAAAUGUUUGCGUGAUAUUUUUUUAAAAUAUGAAAACUUGUUACGGUAUGUGGAAGAAUGUGUUUUCAUCGCUCUUUCAUCUGCCGGCAUUUCACCUGUGUAUACUAAAGCUGGAAAAGAAACACGUGGCAAAGAAAUUAAGUUCACACUUUUGCAAAAUAUUUCUGAAAUUCAAACAGGAGAUUGACAAAGUUACCAGUUGGUUUAUUAAAAAAUUUACUGCCAACAGCGUAAGAGUUAAUAUAUUCGUUCGUAAACAUAUUUUGUAUGCAUUUUUGUAUGAAGCAAAAGAUGAAUCGGUUGACGGUUGGACAAACGUAUAAUUUCACCAAGCUGUUUGU